Messenger RNA from Triticum aestivum (bread wheat), 1631 nucleotides. RefSeq lists its product as uncharacterized. The record is from RefSeq and is a predicted model, not a curated record. Lineage: Eukaryota; Viridiplantae; Streptophyta; Magnoliopsida; Poales; Poaceae. The transcript is spliced from 2 exons. The coding region runs from base 201 to 1181 and encodes 326 amino acids.
ACUAGUACUAUGUCUUCCACUUCCAGCACAAUUCCCCGGCCCAGCUUUGGUCCCGACGAUCUCGCCGACAUCCGCUCGAUCGGAGUCGAACCCGUGGUCGCUGAAGAUGAGCUUGAGAAGACGUCCUGGCGACGGCGCUUUGUGAAGCUGGAGCCGGCUCGCCGCGCACAGGCGGUGGAGCUUUGCUGUCCCUAUCUUCCAUGGCGAUGCUGUCCUUGGCCGUUCCCGUUGUGCUCUUGGUGAUUUGCCACGGGCAUCAGAUGUCGAAAAAAAAUCAGAUGUCCCAGGUUGGCAUCCUCGCAACCGCGCUAUGCUCCUACGUCUUCCUCCUCCAGCUCUGCGUCUGUCGGAGCUGCUCGUUCUACACCGACUUUAGUCGUAUCUCCUAUGGCCUUCUCCUCUCCUACUUCAGUGCUGGUCAGAUUGGCCCGCGCGCCGCCAUUGUCAUCCUACACUUGACCACGGCAUGGGCCGCCGCCUACCUUGGUCACUCUCUGGCCUCACACCGCCUGCGCAUGGGCACCGAGCGGGCCAUCAUCCACGGCGAGCUGCCCCAGCCGUGCCACCACGGCAAGGACAGGGCGUACAGGAUCGCCAACACGAUUCCUGUCGCGGCGUUCAUUGUGACGGUGAUCUGGACCGCUUCCAUGACGGCCAUCAUUUUUACAAACGACAUCACCGAUGAGUUUGACAUUGUCUUUCUCCUCUCAUACGUCGGUUGGAUACAUGUUGCCGUCUGGUUACUAUAUGUUGCAGAUGUACCCAUGCGUAAAGUGCUGAUGAAAGAGCCGAUGGUAUCUCUACUUGCCUCUCUUCUCCCAUGCUUGAUGAUUUCUCCGGUGAUCAGCGCUGUGUGCCGUAUUCUGUCAAUCUUGUUCCAGUGGUUGAUGAUGAUGACUUUGGUCGCUAUCCUUAGUUACAACCUCAGUGUUUAUGUGCACUAUUUGCUGACUGCUGCUUCAUACAGGGUACUCCUUGGUAAACAUGAUAAGUCAUGUGAAGAGAAGUUGAACAGCAUGGAACAUAUGGGCGACCAUGAUGAGAAUCCAAAGGAGAUGACUGCGACAUGUAACCCUGUUAAGGAAAAGGCUCUAGAAGUGCAACAAGACAGGGGGCUGGAAAUUCAACAAGACAGGGGCAAGAAGGCACUUGAUAACAUGGAAGAACAUCGUUGCUGGUAGUGUAGUUGCGUAUGUUCUACGUGUGCCGGAUAUCUCAGGAUCGGCUUUGUAAGAUGGCUACCUCAUCAUCUUGUAUGGUUCGGCCGUAUACCUUUUCGGAUGUUGCUUUAUUUAUAAAGCGGGGAGAAAGCCUAUUUCUAGAGGGGCCAGCGUGGAGAGUGAAGAAAAGAAGCACACUUUGGGCACGAAGAACAUCAAGGAUCGAGUCUUCUCAUUUGGGCACCGCAAGCACCAAAGUUGAGGCCAGGCUGUCCAGGACCAGGUCUGGACUCUGGACUACUCUAACUCUCCUCAUCACAAUGUCAACAACAGGAUGGAUGCCAUGCGCUUGCAGUAAUUUACGCUAUCAUUUUGGGGGUAGAACUGUAGAUAGUGCAUGAAACUAAGAUGGUUUGUUAUCACUUGUACUUCUUAGAUGCUUUGGAUCAGUGCAAUGAUGUAUGGUGUGUC